GGGCGCCGCGCACGCGCACGGGUCGGCGGCGCGCGCCGAGCGGGGGGCACCGCACGGGUGCAGGCACGAUGGAAGGGGGUGCGUACGGAGCGGGCAAAGCCGGGGGCGCCUUCGACCCCCACACCCUGGUCCGGCAGCCGCACACUAUCCUGCGCGUCGUGUCCUGGGUGUUCUCCAUCGUGGUGUUCGGCUCCAUCGUGAACGAGGGCUACCUCAACACCCCGUCGGAGGGCGAGGAGUUCUGCAUCUACAACCGCAACCCCAACGCCUGCAGCUACGGCGUGGCCGUGGGCGUGCUGGCCUUCCUCACCUGCCUGCUCUACCUGGCCCUGGACGUGUACUUCCCGCAGAUCAGCAGCGUGAAGGACCGCAAGAAAGCCGUCCUGUCAGACAUCGGGGUCUCGGCCUUCUGGGCCUUCCUCUGGUUUGUGGGCUUCUGCUACCUGGCCAACCAGUGGCAGGUCUCCAAGCCCAAGGACAACCCACUGAACGAAGGGACAGACGCGGCCCGGGCUGCCAUCGCCUUCUCCUUCUUCUCCAUCUUCACGUGGGCAGGCCAGGCCGUGCUGGCCUUCCAGCGGUACCAGAUUGGCGCCGACUCGGCCCUCUUCUCCCAGGACUACAUGGACCCCAGCCAGGACUCCAGCAUGCCUUAUGCCCCCUACGUGGAGCCCAGCGCCGGGCCAGACCCCGCUGGCAUGGGUGGCACCUACCAGCAGCCAGCCAACUCUUUUGACACCGAGCCCCAGGGCUACCAGUCGCAGGGCUACUGAGCCACAGUGACCGCCUCCUCCACUCCCCUCCCCACCCCCACCCCUGCCUGCCCCUGCCCCUGCCCCAUCUGGCCCCCACCCUCCUUCCACACCCUGCCCCUUGCUCCCUCCCAGGCUGCCCUACCCAGCACCUCAUCAGCCUCCCAAUUGUUCCACUGAGUCCAGGGCAGCUCGGGAUUGGAGGGGGCAGCAAGGUGUUGGGGGGGGGGUGUCUACAUUUGUGUGUAAGUGUGUUCAGUGGGUGCCUGGGGUGUUUGCAUUCAUUCAUUGUCAUCGAGCAUUCACUGAGCACCUACUGUGUGUUCAGCCUGUGCUUGGCAUGGGUGUGGAAGAGAAAUGGUUUCUGGGAAGACGGAGACGAGACGUGGAGGAGGCCCUGUUGGUGCCAGAGGUAGGAACAGAGGGAAGGACAGACCGAGGUGAUGCUGGGAAGGUGUGGCCUCAGGAUAAGUGUGAACAUCUGCCACCCUGGGCGCUGUUACCUGCUGGGAGUGACACAACAGCCCUGCUAGCUGUGUUGGAGCUGUUUCCAUUCUAUGGCUAUGGAAACUGAGGCCUGGACAAGUCACGGUCACUUGUCCAGGGUCACUCAGGCAGCCAGCAGUGGAGGUGGGGCCAAGCCCAGGCUGCCUGCAGAGCUCCUGCUGUCCCCUGUCUCCUCCAGCCAGGGCCUCCACUGCUCAGUGCUCCCAGGACUCUGGGAGGCCUUGGGGACCUCAGCCUGUGAGACACCCUGAUUCUGCUGCAAGCUAGGGGCCCAUUCGGCCCAUCGGGUCAGUCCUGCCUGCAGGCCCUCUGCCCACAUCCCCCCAGCCCCUCCCAGGGUGGGAGUUCCCCUGCAUGCCACACUGUGCUGUAUGUGUCCCUCUGGGAGCUCGGCACCCAAUUUGUGGCCUCCCAAAGGACUGGCCGCUGUCCCUGCCCCUAGGAGAGGCUCACUAAGACCCUGCCCAGGGCUAGGUGAUAAGGUAGCCCAUAGGGGGAGCAGCUGGCCCUACGUCCCAGUGGAUGAGUGGCAGGGCUGGGCUGGCUGCCUGUGUUUCUUGGCCCCAACCACCCAGCAGGUGUCCUGAUUCCCUGCUCGUGUGACCUACCAGGAAGCAGCUGCUCUGGGACACUGUCUCAUCUUCCCCUCCUCUGGGGUCAGCCAGCGGCCUAGGGGCUUUAGAAGCCAAGGGAAUGGAAAGCCCUUCCCCAAGGCCCACCGACCGAGGGGCUGGUCUCCCUGUGGGAGGCUGGGUGGAGAGGACAAGGACUCGGACUCUGCAGGGCCAGCCGGAGGGCUGUUGCCGUGGUACAGACCACCCCAAGGCAAGCAGCGAGAGCCCCUGGUGUAUGGUAGGCUCGGAGAGGCCACAGGCUAUGGAGGAGAGGGUAGCAGGGGUCCUCAAGGUGCAGGGGAGGUUGGGCUAUUGCACAUGGUGGGCUCUUCAUUGAGCCUUAAGGGACAAAGAGGCCUUAAACAGUGGGAAGAGGUGUAGGAAGACCUGGGGCUCAGGGCCCAGGGCAAGGGGACUGCGGGGUGGCAGGGUGCUGGGUAUUCCCUCCCGAGCACCCCAUGCCCCCACAAAACCCCUGAGAGGCAGGUGAUAUGCAGCAGGGAUGGGGCGCUGUGCAGGGCCCAGGAGCUGGCAGUCUGUCAGAGAUGAGUGCUCAGUGCACAGCUGGACCAGGGGUGCACGGCGGACUGAGGCUCCCCAGGAGGGGGCCGAGGAUGGUAGCAGUCCGCACAGCAGUGAGGGGAGGAGGAGGAGCUUCGUAGGCAGAGGAGCAUCACUGUCCCCACUUAACAGAAAGGGACACAGGCUCAGAGAGUCUGCAUUAGCAGUAGGGCAUGGAACCAAACUCAGGUCUGUUCAAGUGCUCCGGGGAGGGGCCCCAGGGAGGGGAGUGGACCCCCAAGUGCCAAGCAACAGCUGGGUGUUGCUGGCUGCCAUUUUGCACAUCUCGGGGCGGGUUCUCCCCAGCCCCAGGGCGGUCCAAGUGGUGGUUUCCACUGGGCUGUACCAGACCAGAGGUUGGCAGAGCAGGUGAGGGGUGGGUGGGUGUGGGUGUGUUCCUGGCAGAAGUUCAGUGUCUGCGCAGGAGGCUGUGAGAAGCGCUUCCCCUCCCUCACUCCUCACCUAAAACCUCCCCUGCUGACAGACACUAGGAGACCCUGGGGGGACGCCGGCUGCUCUGCUCCAGCACCAGCCAGUUCUGAUGGUGCUGGGCUGGAGGACGGGGCACAGUUAAGCUGCACCCAGUCCCUGGGUGUUUACUGCAGACUCUCCCUGCCACCCCAGACUGGGAAGUUUACUCGCUCCGGGCCAAUAGUCGGAGUUGCUGAACCAGCUCACUCCGCAUUCCUCACUCAUCCUGGGGGACCACCCAGACAUCUCACUGUCAGGCAGAGGCCGGCCCGUGGUGGGACUGAGAAGCAGGGCAAGUGAGGUCGGAGGGCAGGGACGAGACCCAAGGCCCCUGACGCCCUCCUGGGAAAUUGGUGGGAAGCCCUGCUGUGUCUGUCGGCUGAGGUCACCCUAGAGGGCCCAAGCUGAAAACCUGUGCUCUUGGGCCAACGGAAUCCCCUUGUCCCUCCCUGCUGUCCACCCUGCCGCCUCUCUCUUGCUUGUGAGCCUUUCCUUGGAGAAGGGCCCCCCAGCAUCCUGACCUUGUCAGAGUCUGGGUCUUCUCCCAUCAAGCACAAGAGACAACUCAGGAAAACUGAGUUUCACGUAAGUUUUGAGCUGCAGGAACCCUUAGAGACGGAAGAGUCUGGGCCAGGGAGACAGUGACUCGUCCAAAGUCAAGCAGACAGAGGUUCAGGAUCCAGGUCUCCUGUCCCUGAGUUGAAUCAUCCUCCGUAGUCACAGGCCUCCUGCCUGGGGGUGGCACUAGGUCUGCCCUGGGUGUAGCAGUUGAGGGACUAAUUCCUGAGAAAUUGGCAUUUGCUCCCCCUCCAAUCUUCCCUGGUCAUUCUUGAUCUUCAAAGACUCUUUUGGGGUCCCAGGCUUCCCCCAUGUAACCAAGAGCCCCCAGUUGUUACCCAUGGGGCCCCCCAACCUUGGCCCAAGAUCCCUUCUGAUUCUCUAAGGAGCACGAAGGGGGAGCAUCCCUCCCAAGAGUUUGUGGGAGGAUGGGCUGGUCCAGCUGCCUCCCAGUGCUGCCCUUGAUGUGACACUCCCCGUCCUCGGGUGCCCACAGCCCUCGUCUGGGUGCCCCGGCCCCUCCCGCAGCGUUACUGCCUGUGUAUAGUAUAAAUAUAUAUAUUUUCUAUAUAUAAGAUGUAUAAUAUAAGGCUCCUCAAAUAUAUCUCUGUGUGCGUGUGUGUGGUGAAUGGUGGUCCCCAUCCUGGGCCCCUACUCUGGACUCCCCCCACCACCUGGUUAAGUAUCUCAAGAGUGAAUCCAAUUGCCUGUGGCAACCCCCUUUAUGACAUCGUCCUUUUGUGGUAAACCAAGUGAAGGUGGUGACUUCUGGUGACAGUAAUAAAGUGAAGACUCCAAACCCACCAGCAGA
Molecule: messenger RNA, 4274 nt
Organism: Artibeus jamaicensis (Jamaican fruit-eating bat)
Lineage: Eukaryota; Metazoa; Chordata; Mammalia; Chiroptera; Phyllostomidae
Gene: SYNGR1
Product: synaptogyrin 1
Exons: 4
Coding region: 69-773 (234 amino acids)
Cellular component (GO): synaptic vesicle membrane; neuromuscular junction
Source: RefSeq, a predicted model, not a curated record